This is a messenger RNA of Fonsecaea erecta, 1014 nucleotides long. RefSeq names its product KRR1 small subunit processome component. Lineage: Eukaryota; Fungi; Ascomycota; Eurotiomycetes; Chaetothyriales; Herpotrichiellaceae. Gene Ontology annotation, molecular function: RNA binding. The record is from RefSeq and is a predicted model, not a curated record. Gene Ontology annotation, cellular component: small-subunit processome; nucleolus. Bases 1 to 1014 code for a protein of 337 amino acids. The transcript is spliced from 3 exons.
AUGCCGUCAACACACAAGAAGGAUAAGCCGUGGGACACGGACGAUAUAGACAAGUGGAAGGUCGAAGAGUUCAAGCCGGAACACAAUCUCGGCGGCACAUUCGCAGAAGAAUCGUCUUUCGCGUGUCUAUUCCCGAAAUAUCGAGAACUAUAUCUGAAGCAAGCUUGGCCUUUGGUCACAAAGGCGUUGGAAAAGAGGGGAAUCGCAUGUACACUCGACUUGGUCGAAGGUCGUAUGGAAGUCCGGACCACCAGAAAAACUUUUGAUCCAGCUGCAAUCCUCGACGCUCGAGACUUAAUCAAGCUGCUGGCUCGAAGCGUGCCUGCUCCACAAGCCAUUAAGAUUCUCCAGGAUGACAUGGCUUGCGACGUCAUGAAAAGCAGAAGUCUGGUCCGGAACAAGGAGCGAUUCGUCAAACGCCGGCAGCGUCUUCUCGGGCCUAAUGGCUCUACCUUGAAAGCCCUCGAACUUCUCACUAAUACUUACAUCCUCGUCCAAGGAAACACAGUCAGUGCUAUGGGCGGCUAUAAAGGUCUAAAAGAAGUGAGGAGGGUUGUUGUAGACUGCAUGAACAACAUCCAUCCUAUCUACCAUGUCAAAGAACUCAUGAUCAAGCGGGAGCUUGCAAAAGACCCUGCUCUGAAGAAUGAAAGCUGGGAUAGGUUCCUCCCCAACUUUAAGAAGAAGACUCUGAGCAAAAGACGCGUUCCCCACAGGGUUGUCGACAAGUCCAAGAAGAUAUACACGCCGUUCCCACCGCCGCAGGAGAAGAGCAAGAUUGAUUUGCAGAUCGAAAGUGGUGAAUAUUUUCUUGCUAAGCAGGCCAAAGAGCGGGCCUUAGAACAAGAACGGCACGAAAAGCAGAAACAAAAGACGGAAGAAAAGCAACGGCAGCGAGAACAAGCAUUCAUUGCCCCGAAGGAAGAUACGGGGCGGAAAAAGAUAAAGAGGAAGGGUAUGGACGAGAACGACGGCCCCAAACCAAAGAAGUCCAAGAAGACAGUGGACGGGUGA